GGGAUUCUCAGCUUGAACUCUUCCAGGAAACAAGUUCUUUUCCGCUUCUCUUGCGAAAUCUCCAGACCGUCCCGCCCUUCUCUGGCUUCUUAUAGCAGCGAGAGCCACAAGCCGCAGCACUGAGCUGCAGGCGCGGCGAAACUUCGCUCUACCCGCCCGGCCCGCGGCGCGCACCGUUUGCGCUGGACGCUUCCUCCUUGGAAGCGCCUCUCCCACAGUUAUGGAGAAAACUUGCAUAGAUGCACUUCCUCUUACUGUGAAUUCUUCAGAAAAGCAAGAGACUGUAUGUAUUUUUGGAACUGGUGAUUUUGGAAGAUCACUGGGAUUGAAAAUGCUCCAGUGUGGUUAUUCUGUUGUUUUUGGAAGUCGAAACCCCCAGAAGACCACCCUACUGCCCAGUGGUGCAGAAGUCUUGAGCUAUUCAGAAGCAGCCAAGAAGUCUGACAUCAUAAUCAUAGCAAUCCACAGAGAGCAUUAUGAUUUUCUCACAGAAUUAACUGAGGUUCUCAAUGGAAAAAUAUUGGUAGACAUCAGCAACAACCUCAAAAUCAAUCAAUAUCCAGAAUCUAAUGCAGAGUACCUUGCUCAUUUGGUGCCAGGAGCCCACGUGGUAAAAGCAUUUAACACCAUCUCAGCCUGGGCUCUCCAGUCAGGAGCACUGGAUGCAAGUCGGCAGGUGUUUGUGUGUGGAAAUGACAGCAAAGCCAAGCAAAGAGUGAUGGAUAUUGUUCGUAAUCUUGGACUUACUCCAAUGGAUCAAGGAUCACUCAUGGCAGCCAAAGAAAUUGAAAAGUACCCCCUGCAACUAUUUCCAAUGUGGAGGUUCCCCUUCUAUUUGUCUGCUGUGCUGUGUGUCUUCUUGUUUUUCUAUUGUGUUAUAAGAGAUGUUAUCUACCCUUAUGUUUAUGAAAAGAAAGAUAAUACAUUUCGUAUGGCUAUUUCCAUUCCAAAUCGUAUCUUUCCAAUAACAGCACUUACACUGCUUGCUUUGGUUUACCUCCCUGGUGUUAUUGCUGCCAUUCUACAACUGUACCGAGGCACAAAAUACCGUCGAUUCCCAGACUGGCUUGACCACUGGAUGCUUUGCCGAAAGCAGCUUGGCUUGGUAGCUCUGGGAUUUGCCUUCCUUCAUGUCCUCUACACACUUGUGAUUCCUAUUCGAUAUUAUGUACGAUGGAGAUUGGGAAACUUAACCGUUACCCAGGCAAUACUCAAGAAGGAGAAUCCAUUUAGCACCUCCUCAGCCUGGCUCAGUGAUUCAUAUGUGGCUUUGGGAAUACUUGGGUUUUUUCUGUUUGUACUCUUGGGAAUCACUUCUUUGCCAUCUGUUAGCAAUGCAGUCAACUGGAGAGAGUUCCGAUUUGUCCAGUCCAAACUGGGUUAUUUGACCCUGAUCUUGUGUACAGCCCACACCCUGGUGUAUGGUGGGAAGAGAUUCCUCAGCCCUUCAAAUCUCAGGUGGUAUCUUCCUGCAGCCUACGUGUUAGGGCUUAUCAUUCCUUGCACAGUGCUGGUGAUCAAGUUUGUCCUAAUCAUGCCAUGUGUAGACAACACCCUUACAAGGAUCCGCCAGGGUUGGGAAAGGAACUCAAAACACUAGAAAAAGCAUUGAAUGGAAAAUCAGAUAUUUAAAACAAAGUUCAAUUUAGCUGGAGUUCUGAACUAUGGUUUUGAAUGUUUAAAGAAGAAUGAUGGGUACAGUUAGGAAAGCUUUUUUCUUACACCGUGACUGAGGGAAACAUUGCUUGUCUUUGAGAAAUUGACUGACAUACUGGAAGAAAACACCAUUUUAUCUCAGGUUAGUGAAGAAUCAGUGCAGGUCCCUGACUCUUAUUUUCCCAGAGGCCAUGGGGCUGAGAUUGAGACUAGCCUUGUGGUUUCACACUAAAGAGUUUCCUUGUUAUGGGCAACAUGCAUGACCUAAUAUCUUGCAAAAUCCAAUAGAAGUAUUGCAGCUUCCUUCUCUGGCUCAAGGGCUGAGUUAAGUGAAAGGAAAAACAGCACAAUGGUGACCACUGAUAAAGGCUUUAUUAGGUAUAUCUGAAGAAGUGGGUCACAUGAAAUGUAAAAAGGGAAUGAGUUUUUUUGUUGUUUUUUGGAAGUAAAGGCAAACAUAAAUAUUACCAUGAUGAAUUCUAAUGAAAUGACCCCUUGACUUUGCUUUUCUCAAUACAGAUAUUUACUGAGAGGAACUAUUUUUAUAACACAAGAAAAAUUUACAAUUGAUUAAAAGUAUCCAUGUCUUGGAUACAUACAUAUCUAUAGAGCUGGCAUGUAAUUCUUCCUCUAUAAAGAAUAGGUAUAGGAAAGAUUGAAUAAAAAUGGAGGGAUAUCCCCUUGGAUUUCACUUGCAUUGUGCAAUAAGCAAAGAAGGGUUGAUAAAAGAUCAAAAAGUUCAAAGAAACCAGAAUUUUAGACAGCAAGCUAAAUAAAUAUUGUAAAAUUGCACUAUAUUAGGUUAAGUAUUAUUUAGGUAUUAUAAUAUGCUUUGUAAAUUUUAUAUUCCAAAUAUUGCUCAAUAUUUGUCAUCUAUUAAAUUAAUUUCUAGUAUAAAUAAGUAGCUUCUAUAUCUGUCUUAGUCUAUUAUAAUUGUAAGGAGUAAAAUUAAAUGAAUAGUCUGCAGGUAUAAAUUUGAACAAUGCAUAGAUGAUCGAAAAUUACGGAAAGUCAUAGGGCAGAGAAGUGUGAAGAUUCAUCAUUAUGUGAAAUUUGGAUCUUUCUCAAAUCCUUGCUGAAAUUUAGGAUGGUUCUCACUGUUUUUCUGUGCUGAUGGUACCCUUUCCAAGGUGACCUUCAGGGGGAUUAACCUUCCUAGCUCAAGCAAGGAGCUAAAAGGAGCCUUAUGCAUGAUCUUCCCACAUAUCAAAAUAACUAAAAGGCACUGAGUUUGGCAUUUUUCUGCCUGCUCUGCUAAGACCUUUUUUUUUUUACUUUCAUUAUAACAUAUUAUACAUGACAUUAUACAAAAAUGAUUAAAAUAUAUUAAAACAACAUCAACAAUCCAGGAUAUUUUUCUAUAAAACUUUUUAAAAAUAAUUGUAUCUACAUUAUAUAUUCAAUUUUACAUCCUUUUUUAAAGGCUUUGUUUUUCUAAAGGCUUUGUUUUCCUUUUUAUUUUUUUUUCUUUUUUAUUUUUUUGAGACAGUCUUGCUUUGUUGCUCAGGCUGGAGUGCAGUGGCAUGAUCUCAGCUCACUGCAACCUCCUCCUCCCAGGUUCAAGUGAUUCUUGUUCAUCAGCCUCCCGAGUAGCUGGGACUACAGGCAUGUGCCACUAUGCCCAGCUAAUUUUUGUACUUUUAGUAGAGACAGGGUUUCGCCACAUUGGUCAGGCUGGUCUUGAACUGCUGGCAUCAAGUGAUCUGCCUGCCUCCGCCUCACAAAGCACUGGGAUUACAGGCAUGAAUCUGGCCUUACGUGAUAUAUUUUCUUAAUGGCUGCAUAAUAUCACAUCAAAUAGGCAUUUUUCAAACCUCUUUCCUUAUUAAACAUGUAGACUAUAUCCAUUUUUUACUAAAAUAAAUAACAUUUCAGAUAAUAUCUUUGCACUGAUAAUGUUGCCAAGCCAUUUCUAAAGUGACCUUAUCAAUUUAAUUACCAUUGGAUGAGGGUGUUGCUUUCAUCGCACCAUUGUAGAUUGUCUUUUUUAUUUCAAUUUGCGUUUAUUUAUAACUGGUUGCAAAGGUACACAGAACACAUGCUCCUUCAACUUAUCUUUGAUAAACCCAAGCAAGGAUACAAAAAGUUGGACGACAUUGAGUAGAGUCAUGGUAUAUGGUGCUGACCCUACGGUAUCAGUGGAAAAGAUAAGGAAAAUGUCACUACUCACCUAUGUUAUGCAAAACAGUUAGGUGUGCUGGGGCUGGAUACUGCUCUUUUACUUGAGCAUUGGUUGAUUAAAGUUUAAGUACCAUCCAGGCUGGUCUAGAGAAGUCUUUGGAGUUAACCAUGCUCUUUUUGUUAAAGAAGGGAGUAAUGUGUUUAUCCUGGCUCAUAGUCCGUCACCGAAAAUAGAAAAUGCCAUCCAUAGGUAAAAUGCUGACCUAUAGAAAAAAAUGAACUCUCCUUUCAUAGCCUAGUAAAAAUGCUCUACCUGAGUAGUUAAAAGCAAUUCAUGAAGCCUGAAGCUAAAGAGCACUCUGGUGGUUUUGGCAUAAUAGCUGCAUUGCCACACCUGACCUUUGGCCCCAACCACAAGUGCUCCAAGCCCUACCAGCUGACCAAAGAAAGCCCAAGUUCUCCUUCUGUCCUUCCCACAACCUCCCUCCUCCCAAAACUAUGAAAUUAAUUUGACCAUAUUAACACAGCUGACUCCUCCAGUUUACUUAAGGUAGAAAGAAUGAGUUUACAACAGAUGAAAAUAGGUGCUUUGGGCAAACUGUAUUCCUUUUAACAGAUCCAAACUAUUUUACAUUUAAGAAAAAAGUUAAACUAAACUUCUUUACUGCUGAUAUGUUUCCUGUAUUCUACAAAAAUUUUUAUACUUUCAUAUUAUUUUUGUACACUUUCCCCAUGUUAAGGGAUGAUGGCUUUUAUAAAUGUGUAUUCAUUAAAUGUUACUUUAAAAAUAUUUCCUAGUUUUGUUUAAUUCUGGUUUUAACUCAUCAGCAUUCCAAAUAAAGUUACUAAAAGGUUUUGAAUCACAGUAGUUCCAGCAUCUAGGACUAAAAAUACUUCCCUUCAGGGAUAAGCAAAAGAGAAGGCAGUGCAUGGGUUUGAAAGUGCAUUAACAGAUCUGCAGCUUCUUGCAGUGUAAGCUUGAGCUCAGCGGGGUGGCACAGUCCAGUAUGCUGUGUGUGCUUCAGUAUUACCCUCAGAGAGGGGAAAGCAUCAGAUGGCUAAAUGGGGAGGACUGCACUAUCCCACGCUGGAUUUUUGUGAGAAUUAGGAGGUAAAAAAGGCUUUCCUUCUCCAUGCAGACGCCACAGGGAUAAGGCUAAUGGCUUGACAAGCAGACUUCAGGUUGGAUUCAGACUGCGUGACUGGGCAUUAAAUGCCUUGCACAACUGGACUGCUGCAGCUCUGAUGGGUGUUAUCCUGCUUUCAAAAAUAGUAUUAAAACUUACAAAUAAAGAGAGGACUGACAACCUGGAGGAAGCUAGAAGCAAAUGGAAAGCCCCUACUGAAAAAGCCAUUUCAAUUAGAAAUUCAUUCAGGAGCUCUUCAUUCAUCUAUUGUUCAGGGAUCACAAAAGAGCCAUGAUAAUAAUAAAUGUAUAUUAUGCAUUUCACCUCUGAGAGCAUAAAAGCUUCUGGAACUCUGUUCCAAAAUUAAUGUGUAAUGGCAGUCAUGGUACUGCACACAGUAGUUGCAAUUUUCAUUCUCCAUCAUCACAACCAUCAUCUUCACUACCACUUCUCCAACACACACACACACACACACACACACACCCCACGAGAACCCAUAGAUAGCCUUACAGGAUCCUACUUCAAUUUUCUAUAAUGAAUUAGGUUUACAUUCUAGAAAAAUCCUUCACUCUUCUAAAGGUUUGUUCAGUAGAAUUUGGGAAAAGAGUAUAAGUUACUCUUCAAUGUAUCAGAAGCAUUUGAACCAGGUGAUUCCGUCUUCAAUAGAGGCUGAGUAAAAUAAGGCUGAGACUGGCCGGGCGCAGUGACUCACACCUGUAAUCCCAGCACUUUGGGAGGCCAAGGCAGGUGGAUCACCUGAGGUCAGGAGUUUGAGACCAGCCUGGCCAACAUGGUGAAACCCCAUCUCUACUAAAAAUAUAAAAAAUUAGCCAGCAUGGUGGCACAUGCCUGUAAUCCCAGCUACUCUGGAGGCUGAGGCAGGAGAAGUGCUUGAAUCCAGGAAGCAGAGGUUACAAUGAGCCAAGAUCGCGCCAUUGCACUCCAGCCUGGGUGACAAGAGUGAAACUCCGUCUCAAAAUAAAUAAAUAAAUAAAUAAAUAAAUAAGACUGAGACCUACUGGGCUGCAUUCCCAGGACAGCAGGUGUUCUUAGUCACAGGAUGAGAUAGGAGUAAGCACAAGGUACAGGUCACAAAGACCUUGCUGAUAAAACAGGAUGCAAUAAAGAAGCCGUCCAAAACCUACCAAAACCAAGAUGGCAAUGAAAGUGAUCUUUGGCUGUCUCAGCUGUUCAUUAUAUGCUGAUUAUAAUAUAUUAGCAGCCUAAAAUACACUCCCACUAGCACCAUGACAGUUUACAAAUUCCAUGGCCACAUCCAGAAGUUACCCUAUAUGUUCUAAAAGCAGGAGGAGCCCUCAGUUCUGGGAAUCAUCUGCCCCUUUCCUGAACAUCUCAUGAAUAAUCCGUCCCUUGUUUAGCAUAUAAUCAAGAAAUAACUAUAACUAUACUCAGCCAGGCAGCCCAUGCCACUGCUCUGCCUAUGAAAUAGCCCUUUUAUUCGUUUACAGUCUUAAUAAACUUGCUUUCAUUUUAUGGAUUCACCUCAAAUUCUUUCUUGUGCAAGAUCCAAGAACUCUCUCUUGGGGUCUGGAUUGAACUCCCUUUCUAGUAACAUAUGCAUUACCUCUCCUCAAGCUCGAGGCAAAGUCCUAAAGUUUCGGAUAAGACCCAUAUGAGGGAGGUGAAGGAUGAAGGGAUUGAGAGCAAAGGGACUGAGAAAAGGGGAGUGUGGAAGAGCAAGACAGUGCUCUUGCCAUUACCCAGCAAAAGCCAAAGGGAUCCAGUACUACUUGCUUUCUGCUGUAAGGGAAUUUUGGAAGGCUUUUAAUGAUACUUACAGCAGAAUGCCAUGAGUAAAGCCUAUGCUAACAAUUUCACAUGCAUUAUCUUAUUUAAUCCUCAUAACAGUUCUCUAAGGUUCUCUUCUUAUCCUUAUUUAUCACGAGGAAACUGAGCUUUGAAAUCUCAGUACUUUGACUAAGUUCACACAACUAAUAAGAGGCAGAGCUGGGAUCUAGGCAGUCUGACUCCAGGGCCAUCUCCUUUUAACACAACGACAUAAUAGGGGACACCUAUGCUGUCCUCUUAAAUGUCCCUUUGAAUCCACAAAAUAGACUAAGUGAACGAAACCACUGCAACUCUUCUUAAAAACAUUUUUAAAGACAAGAAGCUUAUUGGCAUUUUAAAUAUUCCUGAUUGCCCAGUCCUCAAUACUCCAGGUUUAUCUAUGCUGAUUUCAAUUCGUCCUCUAAGGUUGUAGAAACAUAGGAUCUGUGGUUCCCGCAUUAAGUUCAAUCCCAUUGCAAUUGCCAUUUUAAUCUUCCCACUCUAGUCUGGCCACGAGGUUUCCUAAACUCUAAAGGGAGCUUUGUUCUGGUGGAGGUAGGUAAAAUCCCCAGACCUGAGGACUCGAAGGGGCAGUCAAGGAGAGGAUAGCUCUUCUCCAGAGCUUAAAGGCAAAUAUUUUCUUUUUCCCUGGUUUCUCACCUUAUUGCUUUGUGUACUGAGUGAACUUAUUUGUUUUUGAGAUCCAGUAACCCAUGCAAGAAAUUUCAUAACACUUCUCAUUUAGUAGUUUAAUACUAGUUGAAGAAUCUAGGGUUACACACACACACACACAUACACACACACACCAGGCUUAGUUCCAUUACCUAUGGCUGUAAAAAUGAGAUAUUUUUCUCAGUUUUGUAAAAAUGAAAGGCUGCUGGACUGGAACUCACAGUAUUUUAUAUCAAAAAGUAUCAGAUUGUGAUAAAAUAGAAAACCAGAAUUAAACUUGGCCUUAUGAUUUUUAGAAAGUCAACAGAUUUUGAAGGAGCCCACCCAGUGUAUUCAUUUCAUUUUUACUAAUCCUUCCUUUCAUGCUAAGAUAGAGAUGAAAAAGAAUGACAGAGUUCCUGUUCUCAUUUCAUUACAGCAAAAUAAAUAAGUUUUAGUGUUCCAUAGCUCUGUAGGAUGACUAUAGUUAACAAUAACAUAUAAUUUCAAAUAGCCAGGAGGACAUUGACUGUUCCCAACACAAAGAAAUGAUAAAUGUUUGCAAUGAUGGAUAUGCUAAUUACACUGAUCUGAUCACUAUACAUUGUACAUACAUAAACAUGACUAUGUACCUCAUGAAUAUGUACAACUGUUAUUUGUCAGUUUUAGAAAAUAAAAAAGUGGAAGAGAUCUGCUACCAAAUGCAGGAAUUUUCUAGAGUCUGUUAUAGCUAGCCUUCUACAGGCUUAACUCUUCUCAUGAUGGAGUAUUGACCAUCACCAACAGGAAAUCUUUUGUUUUAGGCACUCCAGGAAAUUAUCAGGGAGUUCUCUCUGUAGAUAACCAAAGUUUCCCUAGUUGUACUUCUACCCAUUUUUCUUAGUGUGAUCAUUUAAAGCAGUGCCUCACCAACUAUCAGAGAUGAGGGCCAGUAAUUUUUGUUUCAUUUUUUUCCAGUUCAUUACAAAUCAAUGCACAUGUCUGUAAAACACAAAAUCACACCCUUAAAUAUGAUGGCGACAUAAAAUUGCCAUAAAAGUUUCUAAACUUUUCACCCCAAUUUCUGAAUUUAUCACAGACUGGUAAAAAACAGCUCACAAGCCAGCACCACGGGCAGACCACACUUUGCACAGUGUUCAAACAUAGGCCUAACAACCUGGCUUAGCUUGGCACUUCUAAAAACCGAUCCUGAGGCAAGGCUUCUUGUAAAAGAGUUUAUACUGGAAGUUAAAAAUCAUCAAAUUAUUAAAUACUGGGAAUGGAGUAGUAAAGUAGACAGAGCAGGGAAGGAAUAAAGGAUGAAUUUUCAAGCUGGUUACCCAUCUGGGCAACUGGAGCUCAAUUUUGCUGGGAAAGUCUGGAAGACAGUGUCAGAUAUAACUAAGAGUUAUUCCCAUCAAGGGGAAAGGAAACUGUGCUUUUCAUGCACCAAAUCCUUGCUUAACAUUGGAAUACAGAUGCUUCCAAGACAUUAACUUUGUGGCACUUUUGGCUUUUCCUACACACUUAUUGUGUAUGCCACCAUGUCUGGGGGGAAAAAGGCCCACAGGCAAAGAGGUACCAGCAUUCAUACCACCAGCUUUCAGCUUGUAGAGAUGGCUGCCAAGAGGAACUUGUAGUUGGCAGUGCCAACUACAACUGCUACACCAUCCAGUUGGAAACUAUACAAAGAGUAUGAACAAAGUUCACAGGAGAAACAAGGCUCUGCAACAUACGAAAAUAUAUUCUACUUCAUUCAUAAUGAGACGUGUGAAAAUUGUAACUGUAUCAAUACCAUUUCUCACCU
Molecule: messenger RNA, 9129 nt
Organism: Gorilla gorilla gorilla (western lowland gorilla)
Lineage: Eukaryota; Metazoa; Chordata; Mammalia; Primates; Hominidae
Gene: STEAP4
Product: STEAP4 metalloreductase
Exons: 5
Coding region: 221-1600 (459 amino acids)
Biological process (GO): copper ion import
Cellular component (GO): plasma membrane; endosome
Molecular function (GO): cupric reductase (NADH) activity; ferric-chelate reductase (NADPH) activity
Source: RefSeq, a predicted model, not a curated record